CUCCGUGUACAUGCUUUGAAGUUUGCACCCGAGCGCCAAGACGUAUACAUAUAGGCAACUCCCCAAAGUUUCGACUCCCUGUGUUUGAAAGGCCAUGGCCUCCCCAGAGCCUAGUAAUCGAGCGCCUCAUAAGGCUGCCAUGUCGCGAACGCCAUCAUAUAUUCAAUUUGCACCGCGCCGUGCGAUGGCCUCUUUCGAGAACCUCGUUGCACUCGCAAACCACCAAGAGCGACUCCGGGAAGCCCGAAGGAUUGUCUGGAGGGAGCGCGGCGAGCCUGCUGCCGAGCUUGAAGAUCUUUGGGAGUGCAUGGAGCAUGCGGGGCGUGGAGGAUUGAGGGCUGCAACGAUUGCUUUUGCUCUCCGUGCAAGCGUGAAUCUUGUGCUGGCCACGAUAAGAAUAGGAAAGGUACCAAAGCACAUGAGGCUUUCACUUAUUCAACAUGCAAUCUUUGGAAAGGACUCGUUUAGAUUCGCAGCCAUGCUUGGCUCCUUCGUGACUAUUUACAAGGCGAUACUUAACGCCCUCCCCGUCAUCCUUCCCGUCAAUGAACGCGCAAACCUACCCUCACCAUUUGAGGACGAGCACGAAGAUGAAGAUAUCGAAGCCCCACCAACGCCUUUCGAAGUUCCUCUCUCAGCCAGACAGCCGCGCCUCUCCUUAAGUGCUCAAGCACAUCAAAUUUGGGUGCGUAAAAAGACGCGACGGUGGCACGCUAUGUUUGCUGGUGCUCUAGCCGGUGGCCUCGCGGUUAUGUUUGAAAAGCGAUCAAGAAGGGUUGUCAUCGCACAACAACUCUUCGUUCGGGGUCUUCAAGGUUCAUAUAACGCGUUUACUACGAAGCACGGUUUUCAUCUACCCUAUGGAGAUGUGCUCAUGUUUUGUCUUUGUUCUGCACAAAUUGUGCACGGAUUCCUUGCUCGACCGGAGACGCUCCCGCGAUCAUACAUAACGUGGCUUACAACUGCGUCGGGCGCUCCGGCGAGCGCGAUCAAGAUAGUCCAAGAGAUGAACCAGACUGGGACGUUUGACAUACAGGACCUCGACAAGAUCCUCAACCGCGAGGACAUCAUCCCCACACAUCAGGCCACUCUUCUCGCUAGAAAGGCACUGGCUACCAAUUCGUCUCCUGACUUUGGGCCGCCCUACGCUCCCUGUGCCGCCGUGCACCCCUGGGUGGAGUCAUGCACACAUGUGCCGCUACCACGCUUCGUCACAGUAUUCAAAUGGGCCUUCCCAAUCUAUGGUGCUCUGCAUUUUGUCCCGAUGAUAUUGUUCAAGCGGCAUGCGUUCUUCAAGAACCCAUUGCACAAGCUUGGGCGUGCAGGGUGGGCUACGAUACGGAGUUCUGCAUUCUUAGCAACGUUCAUUGCUACGUUCCAGACGUGGUUCUGUUUCAAGCAUUACCUCUACCAGAUGCUGUCCUCCCAAACUUUAGUCAAGCUCCCACAGAAAUUUAUCGACUUCUUUGCGUCAAAAUAUUCCUAUGCACUCGGUGGACUGUUUGGUGCGCUUUCACUUCUUGUCGAGGAAAAGCGCAGGCGAGGAGAGCUCGCGAUGUAUGUUUUGCCGAAGGGCCUGGAAAGUGCCUGGUUGACGGCACGAGGCAGGGGCUGGGUGUUCCACACCGGUCACUUUGGGGAGAUGAUUCUCACUGCGAUGGGAAUGAGUAUGGUUAUGGUGACUCACUCUUUUCAGAACGACCCACAGCAUCUGUCUGGGCUUGUCAGGCGGAUAUUAUAUCAGUUCAUCGGGCCUAACUGAGCGAGGGCGGCGAGAUCGUAUAUCCGCUUGGAAGGGAUUGUUCAUUUUUUGUGGGUUUUUGUCCCAUCACUUGCCCUCGUAGUAACAUGUACGUUGGGGCAGCAUCAAUGUUGUUGUGCUCCUUUGAGCUUGUAAUGAUAAUGACUUUACGUUCUGAUGAGAACGACGCAUCAAGAUCGCAUUGACGACAACCAGACCCGGGAGACCAUGCCAAACAAAUUUCAGGGUUCAACGUUCAAACGUUCAUCAGCUGUUCAAGUACUUUCAAUUGCGAGGUGGCGCAGGCAAAGUCGACCUCGCCAAUGUACACUGCCAGUAGUGUGCAUGUUUGCAUGAAUGUGUUGUUUGACUCGCUGAUAUGUAAUGUGGUAGGAUUAUACGUGCUGGAUACGUUCACGUGAUAAAUAACGGGUGGUAGCC
Messenger RNA from Suillus clintonianus, 2182 nucleotides. RefSeq lists its product as uncharacterized. The record is from RefSeq and is a predicted model, not a curated record. The transcript is spliced from 11 exons. The coding region runs from base 95 to 1762 and encodes 555 amino acids. Lineage: Eukaryota; Fungi; Basidiomycota; Agaricomycetes; Boletales; Suillaceae.